Molecule: messenger RNA, 972 nt
Organism: Naegleria gruberi
Lineage: Eukaryota; Heterolobosea; Eutetramitea; Acrasida; Naegleriidae
Exons: 3
Coding region: 1-972 (323 amino acids)
Source: RefSeq, a predicted model, not a curated record
AUGAGUCGUCCAAUUAAUGUGGAUCCGAUAGCGUCUGGAUCAUACGGAGCCAUUGAAUCGAGUAAAAAGUUUGAUAAACCAAAGGAUGCUGGUAAAACAGAAUUAUUUAUUGAUGAGAGGGAUUUUAGGAAGGACGAUGAUUUGGAGGAAAAUUAUAGAAUUGUUGAUGAAGGGAAGAAAAAAUCGGCAGCACGAAAGCUUUGUUUGAGUAUUGUGAAGGCUUUUGUUAUCUUGUUGCUUUUUGCAGUUUUUGUUGGUAUUGUCGUUUUGAUUGUUGAAUUGGUUGAAUUGUUCCACACAAGUCAGGUUGCUGAUUUGAAUAUUCACUUUAAAUUGAGUGCUGAAUGUGAAGCAUCUGCAAUGGAUAUCAAUAAUAUUAUUACUGGUUUGGAUAAGAAUCAACAAAUUAACUUUAAUGUUACCCAACAACCACACGUUACUUUAUACUUGACAAGAUUCCUCAGUGAAUUUACUGACACUAUUAUUUCAAGUGUCAAUCAAACAUUACUUGCUGAAAGUAAACUUUACAAUCUGACUGAUUGUACUGCCACUACCAAUACAUUUGUCAAUGUAACUGGUUCCUAUGCAUUAUGGAACAUGCCAAUUCCAGCUUGUUUACAAAGAAUGAGUGAUAUCAUUGUAAAUGCCACUUCUCAAUUUGUAGAUCCUAGAGUUAAGAACACUAUUCCAUCAUGGGUCAAUAAUUUACCAAAUGCUCUCAAGGAAGUUAAAAUCAAAAUGAUUCACUUUUAUGGAUCUCCAAAUGUUUAUUCUCAAUUCCAACCUCAUGUGACAGUUGCUCACGACGACGUCAAUCCAAAGGAAUUAGAACAUGCCUUUGCCACCUUAGGACCUGUCCAAUCAUGCUCCUUCAAGAUUAAGACCAUUGCUAUUGGCCAAACUGGCGAUUAUGGUACUGUUUUGAGAGGAAAGGACAUUGCCUCUUUUGAUCUUUCUCAAUAUUCCAAUUAA